GGCCUGGCCGCCUAAAUACAAUUCCCGCAAAGGACCAAGAGGCCUCUUCAGUACUGACGCCAGGAGGUCAAAAGUCCUCUAACUUUCCCCUCACGCGCCUGGGAACCGCGAAAGCACGAUUUAGAGCUGCUGUUAUUAUUCCUCGAAGACAAACGCCUGGAGAGGAGGCCAAAACCCCAGGCUCAAGAAGGGAAGAGUAACAGGAAGGAGGCGUUUCUUUAACGCGACCGCCAUCUUCGGGUACGGAAAAGUCAGCCCGAGCGCGCCAUUUUGCGCAGCGGGCGCUGUCAUUUCGCGCUUACGCACGCGACGUCCCACACGUCACGCCUCCUUCGCCUCAGCAGCAGCAGCGGCGGCGGCGGCGGCCCCAUCUUGUGUUACGGACCAAGAAGGCGGCCCCCUGGAGGGGCUGGGGCCUGGUUUCCUCCCUCCUUCUUUAGGUGUCCUCAUAAAAUGCCUGCCGAGGGUCCCCUCUCGCCGCUGCUCCGCUCCAAGAUGGCGUCGAUGCGGGAGAGCGACACGGGCCUGUGGCUGCACAACAAGCUGGGCUCUACGGACGAGCUGUGGGCCCCGCCGAGCAUCGCCUCGCUGCUCACCGCCUCGGUUAUCGACAACAUCCGCCUGUGUUUCCACGGCCUCUCCUCGCCCGUGAAGCUGAAGCUGCUGCUGGGGAUGCUGCACCUGCCCCGCCGCGCCGUGGACGAGAUGAAAGGUGCACUGACUGAAAUUAUCCAGCUUGCUACUUUGGAUCCAGACCCCUGGGUCUUAAUGGUGGCUGAUAUUUUAAAAUCCUUUCCAGAUAUUGGCUCCCUUAACCUUGAUCUGGAAGAGCAGAAUCCCAAUGUUCAGGAUAUUUUAGGAGAAUUGCGAGAAAAAGUGAGUGAAUGUGAAACAUCAGCCAUGUUGCCGUUGGAAUGCCAGUACUUAAACAAAAAUGCCUUGACCACAUUGGCUGGACCACUUACACCUCCAGUGAAACACUUCCAGCUCAAACGGAAACCAAAAAGUGCCACUCUUCGAGCAGAGCUCUUGCAGAAAUCUACUGAAACUGCACAGCAGCUCAAGAAAACAGCUGGAGUGCCUUUCCAUGCCAAAGGAAGAGGGCUGGUAAAAAAAAUCGAUACAACAACUCCUCUCAAAGGAAUACCAAAGCAAGCUCCAUUCAGAAAUCCUACUGCUCCAAGUGUAUUUAGCCCUGCUGGAAAUAGAACUCCAAUUCCACCCUCAAGAACCCCUCUGCGCAAAGAGAGAGGAGUAAAGUUGCUAAACAUCUCAGACCUGAAGAUGGUUGGUGCUGGCUGGGAAGCGAAAAGAAGAAGAAAGACCAUAGAUACAGAAGUAGUGGAAAAGCAAACAAAAGAAGAAACUGUUGUAGAAAAUGCUACUCCAGACUAUGCUGCUGGACUUGUGUCUACACAGAAACUUGCCUCCUUGAAUAAUGAUCCUGCCCUGGCUUCUACAAGCUAUCUCCCUGCAGCACCCAGCGUUGUACCAUCCUCUUCCUAUGUUCCCAGCUCUGACACACAACCCACUGGACCUGUUCAGGAGCCCUUGCAAGCUAAAGAGGAGCCUGCUACACCUCCCACCACUGCAGUGACAACUCAAUUUAAGCAAAGGACACCCAUGUACAACAGUAAUACGAAUGUAGCUACAGUCACACCUACCUCUCCUGUGACCCCACCGGCGGCCCCUCCAGCAGCGCCGGCACCACAGGGCACCCCCGCCCCUCAGCAGGCGCCGCCCAAGAAAAGCCUUUCCUUAACAAGGGAACAAAUGUAUGCAGCCCAAGAAAUGUUUAAGACAGCAAACAAAGUAACAAGACCAGAGAAGGCUCUUAUUCUUGGAUUCAUGGCAGGAUCCAGAGAAAAUCCAUGUCAAGAGCAGGGAGACAUAAUCCAGAUCAAACUGAGUGAGCACACAGAAGUGCUGCCAAAGGCAGAUGGAACAGGAAGCACCACCAUGCUAGUGGACACCGUCUUUGAAAUGAACUAUGCUACUGGCCAGUGGACCAGACUAAAGAAAUACAAACCAGUAACAAAUGUUUCUUAAACAGUUCAGACCCCCCAGAAUUGUAGACCAAAUGGACCAUAGGAUAAGCCAGCUUGUAUGUCAUGUGUGGACUAGGCUGAAAAACAUUCCUGCGCAGGCCUGGUUGUAAUCGCCCAGUAUCCUGGCUGUGGUUGACUGAAGAAGGAGGAGAGAACAAAACAGGAAUGCUUUUAUUUUUUAUUAAAAGUUUGGGGAAAUAUAUAAUGAUUCAUAAGGGUUGAGAGAUUAAAACUGAAACACUUCUGCUUUUGGGAGAAAAGAGGUUCUGUUCUGUUUUCUCAAGGGAGCAUACUGUGCAAGAAACCUUCCAGAAGAACACAUUUUACAGCAGUGGUGACUGGUUGAUUUUAUUUUAGAUUUUUGUGAACAUUCGGCCCCACUUUACUUGCAGUGCCUCUUUCCCUUCUGUAGCAGACUGUUAAUGCUUUGUCAUGUGGAGUUGCUCAUGGUUUUUCCACCUGUUGGGAAAGCAUGCAGAAUAUUCCUAGAUUUGCAUACAUUAAGUGCUUAAGGGUGCAUUUUGUAAAAUGGCUUGGAAAAUUGGCAUUCUUCACCCCUGGUGGAAGCCCAUUGCAGAACCCUAGUUUUCACCCCAUAACAGUUCUGCAUUUGUCAUUUAAUGGCUUACAGUUUAACCUCUUUAAAUAAAUGAAUCAAUGAAAUCAAGCCCUGACAUCCAAAGGUUAAACUUUCAACUUAGAUGGCAUUGAAGAUUUUGUCACUUCUCUUUAAAUAGAUCAGUCCCAAGUUCUUUAAAGGUGCUACCUCAAGGUCACACAACUAGUUACUAGACAUUGAUGGCAAUGGACCUAUGCUUCUGUGUCUUUAGCUAUCAUAACACGACAUUUUAUUUCACUGUCAUCCCUGUCUCUAUGUUGGAAUGUGUUUAGGACAGUCACGUAAUAAAUUGUUUCACCCCUAGGGCCUAUUUAGUCACCACUACUGGAAAAUGAUUCUGUGGGAAGGAUGUUGCACACACACCCAAAAAAUACAUUUCAGAAUGUUUUCAGUACAGCCAUUCACAGGACCUGUCAUCCUUGGGAUGCAAAAUAUUAUGACCAAGAGUAUAUUAUAUAGCCUUAUCUGUUGCUUCCUGAGACUGAAGAGACCUGCUAGGAACAGCUCUGUUGCAGCCGAAGAAGCUUCUUGGGAGGAGUGCUCUGUUUGCUGCCCUCCAGGAAAUGUCCAUCACAAUGAGUUACUACUUCCCAUUUGAGAACUGAAGACUUCAUGUACCAGAACAAAUGAAGGAAACAAUUACACUUCCUAAUGCUAUUCUUGUUAAUUACAUUCAUAAUUUUAGUUGAUAUUGAAGAGGAACAUCCUUGUAGCAGUGUGGGAUACGAGGAGGCCUUUGUGCUGACCUAGACUUAAAAUGGCGGUAAAGAAAAGACUUUAGCAAAAACUCUUAGCCAAGGUAUGCUGAGGCACUAGAUCACUUUAAAUUUAUUUAGCACAUUUGAGUUUCUGGGCUAAAUGUAAUUUUAGUCCCAACUAGAAUGGGACUGAAAUUAAUGGGAUUGGUUCAUCACUGCUUACACAGAUCCAGUUGAUUUUAGUGGAUGACCUCUAUUUGUGGAUAAAAUUUACAUUUUGGCCUUUUCAAACUUCCUCGUCUGAGAAAAAUUUAACUUAAGACAGCUUGAAGACAGUGUGUCAACCAUACAUUUUGCUUCAGAUACAGGAUCACUUUAAAAGGCAGUGCUUUCUAUGUAUUUAUCACUGGAAGUUGUGCACAGGAAAAUUAGGUCUGCACUAGUUUUCUAGCAUCCCAAUUUGCCUAUGGUCGCAAGCUCAAAUUUUUACUUUACGUGAUUGCUACCAUGGGAUUUGAUUGUUUAAAAUGAGUAGAAUUUAUUUUAGUUAUGCUUAGCCAUGGUUUUGUCCAUUUCUGCCCCAUAGAAUAUCAAACUUGAUGACAGUUCUUCAGCUAGACCUUUUGAUUAAAACAUUAAUGGACAAGUUAGUGUUCCUUAGAAUGACUGUAACGAUUACAGUGGUCUAAACAAGUUGAUCAGAUUUUUUCAUGUCACUAUCUUUUAAUAUGGAAAGUAGCAAAGAGUCCCAGAAGAAGGAGAAAAGUAUCUUUUUAUGCUUGUGUAAAAGUGUAUCUUUAGACUUGGCGUAACAGCAAAGCACAUAUUAGGUUUGGCAUGAUGAAAUGCUUAUGAUAUAUGCAGAAGCUGAGCAGCGUUGGACAUCUUGACUUCUUGGAAGCUGGAAAUGGAAACAUUUGAUAGGUCUCAGAUUAAGGUAGUGCUAUCCCUUUCUGUAAAUAGAAAACCUCCAUCUCUGGUAAUCCUUUGAGACACAUGGGCUGUAAAAUGCAUUUUGUAUUAGGAAGAGAGCCAAGUAAAACAAUUCUAUAUUUUGGAAAUGAUGGGUGUGUGUGUCCUGAAAACUUGUUUUUUAUAUAUUGUUUCCACUUCCUAGUCCUCCAGGUGUUUUGGGCUUCAGCUCCCACAGUUACUAGCAGCUGCUAAACUGGCAGGGAUUUAUGGGAGUUGAAAUCCAAAACACCCAGAGGACCAAAAGUUGAGAACCACUGCUUUAAGAAGUAGAAAAACAAAUUUUCCUGAAGGAGGAUACAAACCAAAGGGUAUAAUUUCAGACAUGAGAGCUCUGCUCUUCUGACCAGGCAACUGUAUAGAUAUGAGGUCCACAAAAAAAUUGGAAGUAUUUUAAAUAUUAUAUUUCUCUGUACAAAGAGAUUACCACAAUCUUUUAAAGUCCUAAAUCCCCUGGGAAAGGCCAGAUGAAAAUGUCAGUAAUCAAUUAAUCUCUUUUGAAGGUAGAAAGUUGGAAAUUCUAAUUCCAGAUACCAACCAUUGAUAUCCACUCAUUCAAUAACAGUCACCUAACUUUCUCAGCGAGAUCUUGGCAGUGGUGUCCGAAAUGCCCUUUGUCAUCUUACGGUGUCUCCCAAUGAAUCAUGAAGUGACACUUGCCAAACUUCUUGAACGUACUUUGACAUCGCCAUGUGGAUUUUGUUUUCCUCCUCCUUUGAUGGAGGAAAAGAAAAACCCCAUAACAAAUGUUUUAAGCCAGAGCCUUCUAGGAAUCUUGGAACUUUUUUUAAAAAAGCAAUGCUGUUUUGUAAAAUGUUGCAUAUAUAGUAUAGCAAACCAUAUGUUUUCUAUCUGUUAUGUUUUUGUAUAAAUGUAAAUUCAAAGCCUCAUGUCCUUGAGUAAAUAUUUUCAACAUAGCACAAUAUAAUAAAACAUUUUUCUAAAGAAA
This is a messenger RNA of Anolis carolinensis (green anole), 5286 nucleotides long. RefSeq names its product negative elongation factor complex member A (gene nelfa). Gene Ontology annotation, cellular component: NELF complex. Gene Ontology annotation, biological process: negative regulation of transcription elongation by RNA polymerase II. The transcript is spliced from 11 exons. The record is from RefSeq and is a predicted model, not a curated record. NCBI's taxonomy places the organism in Eukaryota, Metazoa, Chordata, Lepidosauria, Squamata, Anolidae. The coding region runs from base 454 to 2049 and encodes 531 amino acids.